Zeugodacus cucurbitae (melon fly) is the source of this 453-nucleotide messenger RNA. RefSeq lists its product as uncharacterized. The record is from RefSeq and is a predicted model, not a curated record. The transcript is spliced from 3 exons. Bases 137 to 370 code for a protein of 77 amino acids. Lineage: Eukaryota; Metazoa; Arthropoda; Insecta; Diptera; Tephritidae.
ACUUUGGUUAAUAAUGUAUAAAUUUGUUGCUAAUUUGGUUGUGGGUAUAAAAUGAAGCUUUGAUGUCUGGAGGCGUCUUAGUUGGCGGUGAAUUGGUGUUUGGUGAUAAGCGUGAUAACAAUUAUAUAAUAGCAAAAUGAAAACCAUUGUGCUCAUCUUCGCAAUCUUGGCUUGCUUCGUGCUGCUGUCAACCGCUGCACCAGCCAAUGAGCCUGGCGUACAAUUUCUGAAAUACAGCAAUGAUCAGGAGCUCGAGGAACUACAAAGACAAAUUAUCGCUCAAUAUGAUCACCUUGGCGGGACAUCACAAUUUCAUCAAAUUCAAAGCGCAAGCGUUGUCGAUCCAGCCACUUUGAGAAUUAAUAUCUAAAAUGUGAAAUGAUGCCUGUGUGUUUAUUUUUACUGUUGUUGCAUUUGAAAAUCAAUAAAAACUGUUACGUUUAUAAAUAAAAA